GAUCUCAGCGAGUGGCCCGAGAAGAGGCUGGCCAUAGACAGGUGGAGCCGACUCGCGGCGGUCCCACCUGAGGAGCAGGGCGAGACGUUGCUGCUGCACCUGACAAAGGAGGCGGCGAUAGCGACGAGACGUCUUCGACCAGGAAGUGUACAGUUCGCUGGAGGGCUGCAGACGGUGAUCAUGGCGCUGGACACGCUGGCCUUCCCAGAGGCGGACGCCGAGACGUUUCAGCAGCUCGAGAAGACGCUGUUCGCAGCACCGAGAGCGCGAGAUGAAACGCUCAUGAAGUUCACGAACAGGAUCCGCGCGGAACAGAAGGAGCGGAUCAGGUUGCUGCCUAGCGCGCUCAACGAGACGGUCAUGGGCUUCCUGCUGCUUCGAGGGGCCGGCCUGGCCAAGACGGAGCGCAACCAAGUGCUCGUCCAGACGGGCUACGACUACGACGUGAACAAGCUGGUAUCGAUCCUGAAGCGCAUGACGGACGACAACACGGUCACGGAGAAGACCUCGACUACCAGAGCGGCUUCCUACAUGGCGGGAGUUUGGGAAGAGGAGCCGCAGGAGGAUACUGAGGUCGAGGACGACGACAACCCCAUCUAUGACGCGAUGGCGAACCUGCUGGGCAUAGACGACGACAAGGAGCCAGACGACAAGCUCGAGAACGGCGAGGCUCUCACGGAGGCCGAGGCGCUGGACUGCUUAGCGGCGCUGGUCGGGCCAUCACCAAAGCCCAGGACAUGGGGCGAAGCUCGGAAGAUCGCGGCCGACAAGAAGACGAACAGGGGGUUCCACAACAUCAAGGACAGGAAAAGGACCGAGGAGAAGAUAGAAGACAUCAAGAAGAGGACGAAGUGCGGCAUAUGCAAGAAGCUGGGUCACUGGCACAAGGAGUGCCCCGACAAUCCGAAGAACAAGGGCAGGGUGACGGGCGGCUUCUUCGCGAUGACGGUGCUCCAGAUCGACGAGGUGUGUUGCUACGUGGCGACGGAGGCGAAGAUGGCGGAGAGAUCCAACAUGGUCGAGCACAUCACGCCGGCAAUCGACAUCGAGAAGUCGGGCAGGCCAGGCUGGGGCGCGGUCGACACGGCAUGCGGCUUCAACGUGAUGGGCCUGGCCACCUUCGACGCCUGGGCCAAGCGCUACAAGGGCGCGCACAGCAUCACGCUGGAGACGGUGCCCUACCACAAGAAGUACAGGUUCGGGAACGACCAGGUCUGCACGGCGACGGAGGGCGUGUUCAUUCCGAUCAUGCUGGGCCACUUCAGCGGAGCGAUCUUCGCGUGCCUGGUCAAGGGCGCGGCCCCGCUGUUGCUCUCCAAGACGUUCGUUGUGGAGCUGAAGGCGUCACUCCACGCGUUCCAGUCGGAGUUGGACCCGCCAGAGCAGAACGUCAGACUUCCUCUGGCCCACGCUGGAGGUGAGCCCUUCCUGCUGCAGCUCGACAACUUCGUGCGCCCGUGGAAGAAGCCUGAGAGCUGGACUCUGUGCUCGAGGGAGGUUCCGAUGGACUUCGGUCAGGAGGGUAGAGUACAAGAGCACGGCAACGAGCUAGACAAGAGCAAAGGCAAGCACAACAGCGCCAGAGAAGACAGCAACUACGACAAGCCAAGCAAAGAGAACAACAAGUGCAAUGACAUAGUGGCCGAGGCCACAGAAGCCGCGGCGAAGCCUGUGAAUCCCCAGAAGGACCCGAAGGUUAGGGACAACCCAGAGAGGGGGAAGGGUUUUCAGUGGCCGCGGCACGAGAUAGACAACCGACCGAGGCCGCCAACGGGAGCAAUGAUCUGCAGGUUCUUGGGCAUCCCCAACCAGGGCCCCUGUCCACCGAAGAGCAACCCGAGGCAGGCUCGAGAUCACGAUCCAGCUCGAGAGACGGCGUGCGUUCGCGAGUUCACGGGCCACGGCGGCAACGGUCGAGCGUUCUGGGUGCAGUGCUGCGGCUGCAAGAUGCACCUCGGGUACUACCCGCAGUCAGCCCCAGGGAUGAUGAAGGUCAUCAACAUGCUCAACGACUUCAAGAACGAGGAGGCGAGGAUCAAGGGAUGGAAGCCCAGAACGACCAAGACCAGCAGCAAGAAGCAGGAGGAGACCGAGACGGGACCAACAGCGACCAGCAGGGCGGCAUCGACAAGCCCGAGGACCUCUUCCAGAACCAAGCCAAGGCACCAGGACAACCGGUGUCAGAAGGACGAGCUGGAGGAGGAGACAGAGGACUGGGAGCAGCUGGACGACUCCCCACGGAGCAAGGCCUUGACAGCGCUGCGCGAGCUACUUCAGGACGAGAACGCCAACGCGACGACCAAUCAGCUGGUGGAGCUCAGCGACAAGCAGAACAGCGUGAUCAACAAGUCCAUCAAGCAGAUCAGCGACUUCGAGGACCUGACUCAGGCAGUGGAGGCCGCGAUCCCCGAGAGCAGCGCCUUCGUGAAUCAGGUCACCCUCAACUUCGAGCCCGAGCUGGACCACCUCAAGGAGGACGAUCGAGCCGAAAGGAGCGUGACCAACAAGGAGAUCGUGACGCUCAUGGGUUCCCAUCUGCUGACGAGGAUGGGGCAGCGAGAAGUCUGGAGCAAGCUUCAACACUCAACGCCUCUCAUGGUAGUUAUCAAGCCUCCGAAGGACAUCUGCAACACCAAGUUGAAGGAGAAGAUCGGCCAGGAGAUGCUGACGUUCAUCUCCGACGUGGCGAUCAAGCAGGCCGUCAACGGCAGGUACUUCUAUUACGAGCAGGACAUGAACUCCAGGGACUGGGAGGAUCCCCUCAUCAAGAAGCUCAAGCGUCUACCCGACAUCGGCGAGGACAGAGCGCUUCGGAAGGGCCGCAAGUACUUCUCCAAUCUACCCAAGGAGGCCAUCGAGUGCGCCAAGUUGUUGAGCCAGGAGUUCGUGAAUCGACCACCUCACACCGCCCUCGGGGACAUUGGCGACUCCCUACAGGAGCUGGUUGGGGUGCUGGUUCGGACGAUCAUCGAGAUGAAGACCACGAAGGAGCUCGGGAAGCAGAUCGAGGACAAGUGUACAGCAUGCUGCGCGGCACCUACGACACCAACAACGGCACCAAAAGACGAGAAGAGCACGGACCCUCACGUCAAGCAGCAGGUUCAGAAGAUCCAUGAGAACAUGGGCCACUGCAGCAACGAGUACCUGGUCAUGGUGUUGAAGUACGGUAAGGCCAGGCAGGCCUUCAUUGAGGCGGCGCAGAAGCUCGAGUGCCCGAGCUGCGAGGCGAACAAGAGGCCGAAGCUCGCGAAGCCCUCCAAAGCUCCGACUACCUACCGGUUCAACGAUGUCAUCGCCAUGGACAUCUUCUUCGUGUUGGGACCCGAGAACACCACCAAGGUGCCCAUGCUGAACAUUGUCUGCCACGGUACUGGACAGCAAGUGGUGAUACCUCUACCGAGUCGACAUGGCCCUCAGAUACGGCGUCAUUACCGCGCAUUCUGGAAGCGUGUUUACGGGGCGCCCCGCAUGAUAGUCAUUGAUGGCGAGAAAGGUUUCUCUGCAGGUGAGUUUCCAGAAGCUGCUGAAGGAGAUGGUUCCGAGAUCAAGGUGACGAGUGCUACUUCACCAUGGCAGGCGGGCAAGACCGAACGCGCUGGAGGCACCUGGAAGGAGACCUUCUACCGAACCAGGCAGAAGUUCAACACCAACAACUGGGAGGACUUCUACGAGCUCGUGGAUGCGGUCAACGCGGCUAUGGGCGAUUUAUCAACGGUCUCCAGAGCGAUGAACGGUGACACCGAGUUGGCCAGGAGCAUCGACAUGUGCAAGGCCGCCAUGGCUGCCUACAUCGAGGCACUUUUUUUCAGCCAGGAGAUCGAAGUUAUUUCUGGCGAAGCAGUGCUGACAAGCUGCCAACUAGUUCUUGGCAUGGACCUGCACGUGUCAUCCAUGUGGAGCUUCCGAGUACAGUGUGGUGCUCAUCUCAGGGAGGUCUACUCAAGUGCUCACCUGAACAGCUUUCGACAUGCUAACGAGGCCGAGGUCGCAGCCUGGGAGCAGAUCGACAGCACCAUGAAGGAGGAGUUGAACACCGAGAACAGAGGACGUCGUAAAUACGAAGACCUCACUCGACAAGAUCAGCCACCAGACGAUCUUGAAGUGCCUCACGUUGCUCCACCAGAGCCAGCCGCGGAUGAUCAAGGGGCAGCCUCACAGCCGCCCACCACAGAGAUCGAGAAGGCCGCGGGUGUCAACCCCGAGCUGGUUCCCAGGGCCACCAAGUACUACGAUCAUCUAGACGACGUGCCGCUGACGAUAAAGCAGAACAACAACAAUCCGAUCUCAGCCAUACCAGUCAGCGAGCGGAUUGCCGUCAUCGAAGCAACGAUCAACAAGGAGGCGGAAGCACCAUCCAAGAAGAAGGUUAAGAAAGUGAAGGCACCAGUCGUCAGCUCAGCCAUGCUCACCAACACCAAUCAACGACUUCGUAAGGAGAUUACUGAGAAGUCGCUUCUGAACACCUACAAGUACCAGCCCUACAUCGCCGCUAAGCGUAGAGAGUGGGGCAACAUCACGAAUGCACAAGCAAUUCGACUACUUCCACCUGCUGAAGCCGAUAAAGUACGUCAAGAUCCCGAUCGAGCUUCCAGGAUCAUGGGUUCCCGCUGGGUGCUCACCGACAAGGGCGCCAAUCCUGAGGAGGUCGACGCUAGCAAGCGGCAGUUGAUGUUCAUGAGCGACGGCACUUGGAGGAUGGCAGAGGCUCGCCGGACCGUUCAAGGACACACCGACCCCGACCUGCUCGACCUCGAGACCUACAGCCCAGUCGUCGGCAAGGACUCCGUGCUCCUGAUUUUGCAGAUCCUGUGCUCUAACAAGUGGACCUUGCAGCGAGCAGACAUCACUUCGGCUUUUACCGCUGGAGAUCCACUCGAUCGAUCUCAAGGCAGUCUCUAUAUGGAGCUUCCUCGCACUGGGAUUCCUGAUGUGGAGGACGGUUCGCUGGUGGAGUUACUCAAGGCAGUGUAUGGCCUAGGCGACGCUCCAUUACAAUGGCUAUCAGCUUUCACCAAGUACGCCAAGGAGAUCGGUUUCCAGUGCUCCAUCUUCGACAGCUGCGUCUUCUACCUGAGAGACGAGAAGGGACUUCACGGCAUCAUGGGCCUCACUGUGGACGACAUCGUGGGUGGUGGAGACGUUUUAUUCGACGCUGCCUGUCAGAAGCUACGAGAAAGGUUUCCUUUCGGAGCGUGGCGCCACAAGAGCGGGAAGCACACCGGUAAGGAGCUACAUCAGAACGAGGACAACACCGAGAUCACCAGGCCCGAUCUAUCUGGUCCAGUGUCCCUAUUUCAAGGAAAGAUGCCCAACCUGGUGGUGGACGACUUGCUGGAGGCGAACCGCAUCGGCAGGAUGACUAAAGAAUUCAGCUCGGUGGUUCUCAGGAUCUGGCACAUUCCAUUUCAUGAGAUGGCCUUUGCAGUUUUCAAUGACGCGGCCUGGGCAAAUGCCAGAGAUGGAGCUUCGCAGGCUGGAUGCAUCGCGUUCGCCACACAGCGCAAUAUUCUCAAAGGGGAGCCCGCCAUCAUCUCGAUCCAGUCCUGGAAGAGUCGCAAACUUAAGAGGAAGUGUGCUCACCAGUUCGGCGCCGAGACGCUGGCGAUUUCAGCAGGAAUGGCCAUGGGGGAGUUCAUGCGCACCAUGUUGCUCGAGAUUACGGACAGCGAGUUCGACCUGAUGAGGCCCUGCAUGCUAGCAUCCAAGUUUCCAGUGAUCAGCGUCACCGAUUCCAGAGGCGGCUGCGAUCACGUGACCAAUCCCAAGGCAGGCUUAGCCGAGGACAAGCGCGCCGCCAUCGAUGUAGCUAUCGUUCGAGCAGCCAUGCAACGACCAGAAGUUCACCUACGGUGGAUCGUGGGCACCAGCCAGCUCACCGAUCCACUGACCAAGCGUAAGGGCGAGAGCGCCCUACUACGACAAGCACUACAUGACGGAGAAUACGGCAUCACCGCAGACAGCAUCGUGCUUCGCCGACGAUACGAGGACAGGGUUCGACGCCAGAAAAAGGAGCCAGUCAUCUUCGCCGUGACCGACUGCUGCUUCUCUGGACUCCACCUCUACGAGAUGGACUGUACUGGCACUUCAGGUGCCACCAGCAACGUGGACGAUCUCAACUACGAGCCCGGAGCCUACAAGCGCCUCAGGGAGACCCAGCUGAUCUUCAGAGAGAGGCCCGAGGCUAGUCGCUUGAACCAGGCGAGAAUGAG
Messenger RNA from Prorocentrum cordatum, 6209 nucleotides. The record is from the annotation of a GenBank genome assembly. Lineage: Eukaryota; Dinophyceae; Prorocentrales; Prorocentraceae.